AUAAUCCACAUUACUCACCGGCGGCAGUUACAGUUCAGUUCUUCAAUGGCGAAUGAAGGUUCUAGAGAAAUGAUGAUCAUAUGGGACUUUGAUCGGACAAUCAUCACCGAAGACUGUGAUCGGUGGGUGGUUCUUGAGACUGACCUCACCAAACUCUUUCAUCGCGUCCGCGUCUCACUCGAUUGGAUUCAAAUCAUCGAUAGGAUGAUGGAUGCACUACAUGCUCAGGGGAAAACAAUCAACGACUUCGUUGACCGUUUGAAUAAGUUUACGAUCGAUCCACAAAUGAUUUCAGCCAUCCGAUCGGCUCAUGAACUCGGAUGUGAAAUGAAGGUACUUAGUAAUGCUAAUCAGUUCUUCAUUGAGACAAUCUUGAAAAACAAUGGAGUGUUUGAGUGUUUUUCGGGUAUUAUAUCGAACCCGACUGUUGUGGAUGAAGAAGGCAGGCUUAGAAUCUUGCCUUACAAUGGAAGGCAUUUUUUCCCUCAUGGCUGCAAGCAUUGCCCUCCAAAUCUGUGCAAGGGGAUUGUGAUUGAUAAGAUUCGAGAAUCGGAUACAAAGAAACGGGGCAUAAUCUACAUCGGAGAUGGGAAAGAUGAUUUUUGUCCAGUUAUGAAACUUACUGAAGAAGACCAUGUGAUGCCCAAAGAAAAGUUGAUUUUGUAUUACAUUCUUACACUAACAAAAUUACCUGUCAACCCCAAAAUUCAUGCCUGGAAAGACGGAGAACAGCUCGAAAACAAUUUGGUUCGCCUUCUUUCGCCACAACCUGAAGUCCUAGAGAGUUGAAACCAGAAAUUGGUAGAUGCAUUGGUAUGUUUUUGCGCGUUGUGUUUGUAGGUAAAACGGUUUCUGAUACUUGUUUGCGUAGUUGUGGGUAGCGUUUUAUGAGAGUUUUAGAUAGUUUUGAUCAUGUAAGAUGUUUGGAGACGAUGAAUGACGGUAGCUUUGGUUGGUGUCGAGUUUACAAGUUUAUGAAUGCAUAUAAAUAAGUAGAUUGUUUUGUAUGAAGCAAUUUGCAACAGUUGGUAGCUA
Molecule: messenger RNA, 1035 nt
Organism: Helianthus annuus (common sunflower)
Lineage: Eukaryota; Viridiplantae; Streptophyta; Magnoliopsida; Asterales; Asteraceae
Product: thiamine phosphate phosphatase-like protein
Exons: 4
Coding region: 46-789 (247 amino acids)
Molecular function (GO): phosphatase activity
Source: RefSeq, a predicted model, not a curated record